Erigeron canadensis is the source of this 1457-nucleotide messenger RNA. Its product is annotated as probable aspartic proteinase GIP2. The record is from RefSeq and is a predicted model, not a curated record. The transcript has a single exon. Lineage: Eukaryota; Viridiplantae; Streptophyta; Magnoliopsida; Asterales; Asteraceae. The coding region runs from base 5 to 1318 and encodes 437 amino acids. Gene Ontology annotation, molecular function: aspartic-type endopeptidase activity. Gene Ontology annotation, biological process: proteolysis.
AAAAAUGGCUUCAUGUGCUAUUCAUUUGCUCAUAUUUUCUGUUUUUAUCUAUAUAACUAAUUUCACAUAUGCGCAACCAUCUUUUCGGCCCGAUGCAUUGGUGGUUCCGGUUAGAAAAGAUGCAGCCACUAACCAAUAUGUCACUCGAAUCAACCAAAGAACUCCAUUAGUAACCGAAAACCUGGUGGUUGAUCUAGGUGGUCGGUUUUUAUGGGUGGAUUGUGAUAAUAACUACGUUUCGUCAACUUACCAACCGGCUAGGUGUAGGUCGGCUCUCUGCUCGUUAGCUAGAGCCGAUGGAUGCGGGGACUGUUUUGGUACACCUAGACCGGGGUGUAAUAAUAACACAUGUGGGGUUUCUCCUGACAAUCCUAUUACUAGGACUGCAACAGGUGGUGAGCUAGCAACGGACCUUGUUCAGGUCCGAUCCACUGACGGGUCGAAUCCUGGUCGGCCCGUUAAUGUGUCUAGAUAUUUGUUUUCAUGUGCACCCACAUUCUUGUUACAAGGACUUGCUAGUGGUGUAUCUGGAAUUGCUGGGCUGGGCCGGACCAGAGUUGGGCUUCCGGCCCAGCUCGCUGCAGCUUUCAGCUUUGACCGAAAGUUUGCUAUUUGUUUGUCAUCAUCCACGUCAUCAGAUGGUGUUAUUUUCUUUGGGGAUGGACCAUAUAGAUUCUUACCGGGUAUUGACGUUUCACAAUCACUCCAAACCACACGGCUUUUUAUCAACCCUGUAAGCACGGCUUCAUCCUCCACACAAGGCGAGCCAUCAGCCGAGUACUUUAUAGGAGUAAGUUCAAUCAGGGUCAACAAUAAAUCUCUAUCUUUGAACACUUCAUUGCUCUCAAUUGAUAGUCAAGGCAAUGGCGGAACCAAAAUUAGCACAGUUAAUCCUUACACGGUCCUUGAGACCUCAAUCUACACCGCUCUUACUACCGCCUACAUUAAUGAGGCGGCAGCUAGAAACAUAUCUAGAGUUACAUCUGUAGCACCUUUCGACGUGUGCUUCAGCACUGAAAAUGUGCUAAGCACACGUGUAGGACCAUCGGUCCCAUCUAUUGAGCUAGUUUUACAAAACGAGAGUGUCGUAUGGAUGAUCACUGGAUCGAACUCUAUGGUUCAAGUAAACGAUAACGUGUUAUGUCUUGGUAUCAUCAAUGGUGGAUCAAACCCAAGGACAUCAGUGGUCAUUGGAGGGUAUCAACUAGAGAACAAUCUUCUUCAAUUUGAUAUUGCUACUUCAACCUUAGGAUUCAGUUCCACACUUUUGGGCAGGCAAACCACUUGUGCCAACUUCAACUUUACUUUGAGUGCCUAAAAUUCAUUUGGUUCUUAUACUAUUCAUAAUUAAAUAAUAUUCCCAUUUCUUAUUUCUAUAUAUAAGAUGGGUUUAUGUUGUAAAUUGUAAUCAUUUUGUAUUUUUACAUAUGUAUACAAAAAUAAUCUUGUGAACCAAA